GCUUGUGACUGUUGGACUUGAGUUGUCGACCAGAUUUAAGAUAGGUGCAGACCACAAGAAACUCUUCCUAAAUAUAUUUCAAAGCGUUUGCAUGGUAAACAAGAACUGAAUUCAGAACCGUCAUUUAAGAGCUUUAUACUUGGAUCUCCAGGCACAACUUUGAGUCACCAGUCGCCUUGAAUGCACAGGAUGCAUUGAACUUUUACCCACAAAACGUAUGACUAAUUUCACGCUGUAAAUCUGUUUCAAGCUACGUUUGAUAUUGUCUGUUAAAAUACAUCAGGGCCACAAGCAGGGCAAACACCUUGGUAUUUAUUUUCUGAACAUGGCGACCUCUGCCCCGGGGGAGUCCCUCCUGAAAUAUGACACACCCAUUUUAAUCACAAAAACCCCCAGUGUGAAACCACAGAAGGGCAGGUCCCAAAAAUCUAGUGCCACCCUCCCUUCAGAUAAUGCCCCAGUGCCUCCGGCACCAAAGCAAAAAUCCGCCUCAGCAGAAGCAACCAGCAAGCAAAAUGAGGACAUACUCAACGCAAUCUUCCCGCCCAGGGAAUGGACAGAAGGGAACCAGCUGUGGAUGCAGAAAGUGUCCACCACGCCCUGCAGUCGAUCAGAGGUGUUGGCGCUGGAGGAGCAGCUGGACACAAAGCUGCAGCAACGACAGGCCAGAGAAGCAGGUCUUUGUCCUGCGCGCCGGGAGCUCUUCUCCCAGUUCUUCGAUGAGCUGAUCAGACAGGAAACCAUUAACUGCGCUGAGAGAGGGCUUCUGCUGUUGAGGGUCAGGAAUGAGAUCCAACUCACCAUGGCGACCUAUAAUACACUUUACGAGAGCAGCGUGGCUUUUGCCAUCAGGAAGGCGCUGCAGGCUGAACAGGACAAAGCUGACAUAGGAAACAGAAUCACAGAGCUGGAGCAGGAGACACAUGAACUGAAGAAGCAGCUCAGCGAGCAAAUGGCCAAAUACGACGCAAUUGAGAAGAGUGAAAAUGAAAAAAAUGAACUACAAGAGAAGAAGCACAAAGAGGAAAUCCAGUUCCUGAAAUCAGCCAACCACGAACUCAAGACCCAGCUGGAAAUGAUCAUCACGCCGAAGAAGUAACAUCUGACAAGCUCUGACAUGAACUAUUCAUUAAACUUUUUACAUUUCUUUGUGCACAUGUGACAAGAGAUUAAAACAGUUUAUUCUUUUAAAG
This is a messenger RNA of Synchiropus splendidus (mandarinfish), 1193 nucleotides long. Its product is annotated as axonemal dynein light intermediate polypeptide 1-like. Gene Ontology annotation, molecular function: dynein heavy chain binding. The record is from RefSeq and is a predicted model, not a curated record. The transcript has 7 exons. Gene Ontology annotation, cellular component: axoneme; filopodium. Bases 326 to 1099 code for a protein of 257 amino acids. NCBI's taxonomy places the organism in Eukaryota, Metazoa, Chordata, Actinopteri, Syngnathiformes, Callionymidae.